CAACGCUUACUUGAUUUUAGGGAGAACAUACUCUGUCAAUAUCAAAUUCAAAGUGAAAGAAAAGCAGCGCACCAUAUUAUCUAGGGUCUCACUAUGAUAAUCAAAAGGCAUUUCCAAAACGUCUAUCCUUCCUAUGUCUAUGGAUUCCUUAUUCUUACAAGUUUGAUGAAAGUACAUCCCAUGGCCAAUGCUGGUGAUUUGGGGAAAAUGUGCAACUCGACUCAAACAAACCAGACAAAUUGCACAAGGAAUGAGACUGGUUCUCGUAAUCAAAGUGAUAAAGAAAUGCAUUCAAAGAAAUACGAACAAACCUAAUAACGGUACCUCGUUUCGUUAUGAAACAUUAAUAACAACAAUGGUGGUCUCCACAGUUGGUGUCCUUACAAAUGGUCUUCUUAUUGUUGUUAUUGUGAAGGAUCCUUUAAACAAACUAAGACGAGGACCGUGGAUUACCAUCUUAAGCUUAUCUAUAGCUGAUUUCACUGCAUCUUUGUCUCAAUUCAUGAUUGUUGGAUUGGGUAGAUUGUUCGAGGUCAAACCAUCAGAAGCUGUUAUUUAUUCUGUCCUUUUCUUUUGGAUGUUUGGGACUGCGGGCUCAUUUUUUCACUUGACAUCACUCACAUGGCAAACUUACAUGAUUGUAAAGUAUCCCAAAUACAGACAACAAAUGUUAUUCACGAAGAAAAUUUACAUAUUAUGCGCCACAGUUUGGUUGAUUGCCAUUUGCAUGGCAUUAGGUGAACUCACAUCAAUUUUUGUCGAGAAAUUUGACCACUUUAUGUACACUUAUAUCACGCUAUAUGCUGUUUUGGAGAUUGCUGUUUUGAUCCAGGUUAUUGGGAAGUGUUUAAUACUUAUAAUAGUAUGGCAAAAUCGACAAAACACGACAGUAAAUGCUAAACAGCACAAUAGAAAACAUCUGGAAAUUGUAAAGACAAUUAUCUUGCUAAAUAUCCUAUUACUGGUAACUGCGUUUCCUUUUUUUGUGGCCAAACAAGUGGAGUUUAUUCAAAGGCUUGGAAAAAUACAAAGUGAAUUGGCUUGGCGUUUUUCUUACUACUACAAACCAGUUGCCAUGGUGAAUUUCGCAGUUAAUCCAUUUGUGUAUGCACUGAGGCUUCCCGAUUAUCGAAAUAGUCUGAAGGCUUUGUUUAAAAAGAACAGUUUUAUUUCUACUGAUACAGCACAGCAAUCGACAACCUCGUUCCGUUCUGCUGAUGAAACGAUUGCUUUGUAGAUAAUAUGCAUUGAUUAAUAUGUAUUGAUCAUAUAUAACUUGAUUACAAAUAUAUAUAAUGAUUAUUUUUUUAAUAUAGGUAAUAACAUAAA
Molecule: messenger RNA, 1329 nt
Organism: Xenia sp. Carnegie-2017
Lineage: Eukaryota; Metazoa; Cnidaria; Anthozoa; Malacalcyonacea; Xeniidae
Product: cannabinoid receptor 1-like
Exons: 3
Coding region: 188-1237 (349 amino acids)
Biological process (GO): G protein-coupled receptor signaling pathway
Cellular component (GO): membrane
Molecular function (GO): trace-amine receptor activity
Source: RefSeq, a predicted model, not a curated record